AUGUUAUUGUACUCCAACACAAUUGUCAGACAAACAAACAGAGGAUGUUGUUGUAAUGUUCAUUACACACUUGUUUUGAAUGGUCUGAUCAGAGGAACGGCGAUCGAGAGGUGGGGCACAUCGGGAGACGUCAGAAUCUCAGAACGAAACGACGUGUCGCCGCCUUCGCCGCGCUCCUUUAAAAGGCCGCAGGGAACGUUGGAGAGUCAUCGUUCCUUUACUGUGUUCUCAAGUUGGUCUGAUUCCUCGGUGCUUUUGUUACUACAAAGUUACCGUACACUUGGAUACUAUACUGCUACACUUUCUCUACAUUGACCUUAUCAAUUGUAGUUGUUCUUUAUACUUUCGGUACAAACUUUACCUUUACAAAGCUUCAGUAACUACAACUACUACAAUGUUCCGCAACGUACUCCUAGCCAUCGUAUUCGCCUUCGUAGCCGUUUUCGUAUGUUCAGAAGCCCGUCCCCAGUCUGACUGGUCUGGCUCCGGCUCCAUUCUCGACAAUACUGGCGGAGCUUUGUCGGCCGAUGGAGGCUCUUACUACGGUAGCUACAACAACUUCAACAGCCGUGCGGCCGGCUACAACCCAUACUUUGCCAACGGACUUUUCGGCUAA
This is a messenger RNA of Bursaphelenchus okinawaensis, 616 nucleotides long. The record is from the annotation of a GenBank genome assembly. NCBI's taxonomy places the organism in Eukaryota, Metazoa, Nematoda, Chromadorea, Rhabditida, Aphelenchoididae.